Molecule: messenger RNA, 1474 nt
Organism: Cicer arietinum (chickpea)
Lineage: Eukaryota; Viridiplantae; Streptophyta; Magnoliopsida; Fabales; Fabaceae
Product: isoliquiritigenin 2'-O-methyltransferase-like
Molecular function (GO): O-methyltransferase activity; protein dimerization activity
Source: RefSeq, a predicted model, not a curated record
CAUUGUGUCUAUAUAAAGGACUAAAGUAUUGAUGGAAAUGAAGUACACACAACAAGUGAAAUAACCAUAGAAAAUCUAGCAAAAAUGAGUUCUAAAAAUUCUAAAGAAAAUGAUCUUCCUAUUGUUGAGGUAGAAAAAGUUGAUGAUGCUUAUCUCUCUGCCUUGUUAUUAUGUUUUAGUCGUGUAUUGCCUGCAGUACUAAAUGCUGCUGUUGAUCUCAAUUUAUUCAAUAUUAUAGCUAAGUUACAAAGUUCAAGUCAUCAUUCUACUUUUUCUGCUUUUGAAAUUGCUUCUCAACUUCCAAAUCAAUACGAUGAAUUGGUUGAAAGACUUGAACGCAUGUUAUAUGUGUUGACAAGUUAUUCUCUUUUCAAUUGUUCCAUUCGUAUUAAUGGAGAAGGUAAGAGUGAAAGAGUUUAUGCUCUCUCACCAAUUGGUCAAUACUUUGCAUUUGAUCAAGAUGGAGGCUCUUUGGAUCCACUCUCAACAUUAGUACAUAGAGGAUGUGACAGUGUUUGGGGUGAUGUAAAGGAUGCAAUUUUGGAUCCUAAUAUAAAAAAUCUAUUCCAAAGCAUCAAUGGAGUGUCGUUUUAUGAAUAUACAAAGACAGAUAAAGAGCUGAAUAGUAUUGUUAACAAAGCAAUGGCCCAUGCUGGACCAUUAGAAAUUAAAAGGGUCCUACAAUUAUAUAAGGGAUUUGAGGGAAUCUCAACAUUGGUUGAUGUUGGAGGUGGAGUGGGAGGGUCCUUAAAACUCAUCAUCUCUCAAUAUCCUUCAAUCAAAGGAAUUAAUUUUGAUUUGCCACAAGUAGUUCAAGAUGUACCUCCUCAUCCAGGUAUAAUGUAUGUUGGAGGAGAUAUGUUUGAGAGUGUUCCCACUGGUGAUGCCAUUUUACUAAAGCUUGUAUGUCACAAUUGGGCAGAUGAUGAAUGUGUGAAGUUAUUAAGAAAUUGUCACAAAGCUUUACCAAAACAUGGGAAGGUGAUUGUUUUGGACUAUAUAAUUCCAAAAGUCCCUGAAUCAAGUAACAUGUCCAAGCAUACUUGUGUUAUUGACAACCUCAUGUUUUUAGUAACAACUGGAAAGGAAAGAACUGAGGAAGAAUUCGAGAGUUUAUGUAAAAGAUCUGGAUUUUCCAAAUUUCAUGUUGCUUGCGGUGAUGAUGUAUCAGCAAUGUCAGGUGUGAUGGAGUUUUAUAAAUAAAAGUUACUUAGUAUAGUAACUUGGAAUCUUGAUAUAUUGUCAGCAAUUUUAUAAAAUUGUAAAGUAAUAAUUUGCUUAUCAAAGAAUAAGCAGAUAUGUCCAAGUGUUUAAAAGAUGUUUUUAUGUUUUUUCGUGUGUGGUUCAUGAUGUGUCAGCUCGUGGUAAGAGUUUGACUUUGUAACAUUAAAAAAUGAUGUUUCAAUUUUAUUAGGAAUAAUUGUAAAAUAAUUAUUGGUGUCACUUUCAUUAAGAAUAAUUUUCCCCUUUUCUA